AUGUCUUGGAAGGAUAAUUUCGGGUUCACAGACCGGCUGCGAGCCAUACAAUCUCUUACAUCGGCUUACCAGAAAGCUUCUUCUUCGCCUGCCUCCGCAUUUGCAGAAGCUAUGGCCCAAGCCAAGCAAACUGAAACCGAGGCGUAUGACAAGGCGACUUCAAAAGAUGAAUAUGAUUCUAUCUGCCAAAAGGCAAUUGAUCAAGCUGAAUUGGCAGGGUCUGAAAAACAGGUCGACAGCAGCCCACAGCACGAGAAUGACUUUGAAGAACCAGAGGCCUCAACAGGGGAAGUGAUCGGUCAAUAUCGGUCCUGUUUCCACCACUUUGAUGGUAUUCACUCCACCAUCUACAAAUCAAAGUUGGAAGAUGGGACCCUUAGGGCAGUGAAAGUCACUGUUCCCUACAUGAUGACAGCCCCCCAUGAUGCUCACCGUGAAGCACGUUUGUUGCGUGAAGCGGCGCACGCCAAUAUAAUUCCAUUGAUUGAGACAUUUAAUCUUGAUGGCGGCAGGUUUGUCAUGGUCCUUCCUUUCAUGCGAUAUGACUUCGAGAAGUUGCUCCGGCGAGACAUGGUAACUGCUGCUCAAACACGAUCGAUUCUGCGAGAUCUAUUCCGUGCCCUGGCGCAUAUCCACGACAUGGGCAUACUUCAUCGGGACAUCAAGCCUUCCAAUAUUUUGAUGGACUCCCCCAACGGACCAGCGUAUUUGGCUGACUUUGGCGUCUCAUGGAAAGAAGGCGAUGCGGGAUCUGAGCCGCCCACCGAGAAAAUCACGGAUGUCGGCACGACCUGCUAUAGACCCCCAGAGAUUCUCUUUGGAUUCAAAGGGUAUGGGACAGCUCUCGAUAUGUGGGCUGCCGGCUGUGUAGUGGCAGAAGCUAUUGCCGUUGGUCACCGUCAGCUCUUCGACUCCGGGCCUGUGGGCAGCGAUCUAUCGCUGAUUUUCUCCAUCUUCAAACAACUGGGUACUCCGGAUGAACAGCGCUGGCCGGAAGUCCAGGUUCUGCCAGAUUGGGGGAAAGUGGAAUUCUACUCGUUCCCGACGCAGAGCUGGGAGGAUAUUCUGCCUGGUGCAUCCUCGAAUGGCCGUGAUUUAGUCAGCCACCUAUUGUGCUACGAGAGCAGCGCAAGACUCUCGGCAACAGAGGCCCUUGCCCAUCCCUAUUUCGCUCAGACUUGA
Messenger RNA from Penicillium roqueforti, 1182 nucleotides. Its product is annotated as putative cell division protein kinase (Ctk1). The transcript has 5 exons. Gene Ontology annotation, molecular function: ATP binding; cyclin-dependent protein serine/threonine kinase activity. The record is from RefSeq and is a predicted model, not a curated record. The coding region runs from base 1 to 1182 and encodes 393 amino acids. Gene Ontology annotation, biological process: protein phosphorylation. Lineage: Eukaryota; Fungi; Ascomycota; Eurotiomycetes; Eurotiales; Aspergillaceae. Gene Ontology annotation, cellular component: cytoplasm; nucleus.